UUGUCUUCCUAUAAUAUCCCUAUCAUCUAUCUAGUAUCCAAUAAAUUUGCAGACGUGGCAUACGCGACCUGACAUGCAACUUCAGUAGUAGCGACCUCGUGAAAUAUACUUGGGGCAAUGUUCUGCAGAUGCGCAAGAUCGUGAGCAAUCUCGCGAUGACUGGUGUGGGCCACGACCUCAACGCACGCGACCCGAUGUUCAUCCUCAAGGUCAAAGGACUGGGAGAUCGAAUUCUCAACAAAAACUUGAACUGAAGAAACUUUAUUUCAUUUUAUACACACUGCAGAGCAUUUACCGUCGCCACGCAGCUGCAUCAGAUCUUUUUCUCGUCAUACUGUCAAUAUUGAAUUUAAUGUCGCCAACUCUAGCCCCCAAUUUCCAGUUUCAAAUCCUCUCAUCCAAGCCAGUGGUGUGACCACAAAAGAGAAGAAAAGCUGAAGAAAGAAUCGGGGUUGUUCGGCUAGAAUAAGGCUAAAAUAGGUAUUCGAACCAAUGCAAUACAAUUUGGAAGAGGCCCAAAUGAACGUAUAGCUUCUAAAGGUUGAUUUUUGCAGCAUGUCUGGAGGAUGUCAUCUAGAUUUCUCUAUAAUGACACUGUCCACAACCUGUUCGAUAAAUGUCCGUGUGGGGAUUUUGCUUUUCUAAGCUUAAUCGUAGAGUGUGAACUCUGAAACCCAUUGCAGGGAACUGAGAAAUAAGCUUGAAAUGGCCUGUAAACGUGUGCGGAAUUCUCUGUUUGGAGCAAAGCAUUUAGUAAGAAGUAGACAAAAUAAUUGGAUGAAUGGGAGGCUAGCGUAUUAUCAUUCCAGGGGAGAAGAAUCCCCUGAAGCAGAAGAAGAGAUUUUGCCCUCUGAAUGGUAUGAAAUGGCCUUUCUGAAGAUGAAGAAAUGGAGCCAGUUGCUGAAAGAAUUGGAUCUGAUUGGCGGAAGACUUGUGAAUAUCAAUGACCAUUCAAGAGUUUUUGAUGAUAAGCUGGAGCGCAAGAUGCAUGCUUUUAAGUCCAUUGCUAGGCUCAUUAUAGGGCUUCCAUCCAUGAAGGAAACAAUCAAGAACGAUUUGAUGGCUUCAUUUGCUGAUACACAAUGCACAGAACUUGAGUAUUUCUGUAAACGACAUGAAAGGGACGCACUUACAGUGAGCUCGCUAACAAAAGUGUCUGAUAUUCUGAGCAUUUCAGCUCAGCAAAGGAAGGUGGUCAGGCAUACAAUUUGCCCACAGGUAACGCAGCAUCAGAUAUGGACUGGUGCACUUUUUGAGAUACUAAACGGAUUGAAAUCUGAGAUUGAGAUUCUGAUCCAUCAGCAACCAAGUAAAGAGUUAAAAUUGGCUCAGCAAAUUGUUGUUGGUUGUCUAAAGUUUCUUGAAUCCGCUAUGUCUUAUGACCCUGAGACCAGUUCGUGGAUGCGUCUCACGCCUACAAAAGGGGCAAAUUCACCUUAUUCUCCCAAAUGGGAAGAUGCUCUUGAGAUGUCAAUUGAUCUUGUUAACUGCCUGAGUGAUGAAAUGGAAUUGGCUUCCCAUGUUUCGAAGCUUGAGGUGAUGAAAGAAGGGCUCUAUCAGAUUAGGGAUGUGUUGAUUGAUAAGAACAUUGGAUACAAGGAGAGCCGGCACCAAGAAAAUUUGGUGCAGAAGAAGCUAACAAAGACAUUAGGCCACUCGUCUCGAUGUUUAUUUACACUCCUGCUAUAUUAUCUGUAUGGCACUGUUAAAGAUGUUGAAAUUGAAGUUCGUGGAGGGUUGCAUGCGGUUGGUGGUGGCCGUAAGUUUUGCUUGUAUAUGGGGAAAAUUUUGACAUUGGACAAGGAGAUGGUGGUCUGGAAUGGGAUGAGGCAACUGGACAGGGCCCUUCGGUUAUUCAAGUUUGUCUGGGAGACUGCGGCAAUGAGAGGAGAUCUGGAGCUGCAAGGCCAUUUGUGGUGUGUUGGAGCUCAGAGCAGGCCUCUUCAAUAUAGAGGAAAUACAUACUUUUUACAUGGGAUAAAUCUCUAGUGUAGUGAUAAAAGUAUUUUUUUUUUUAAUAUUUUUUAUGCUUCGUCAUUUCUCACUAGUCAUACAGAAAGUUCCUGAAAUUUUUUUCUGCUAGUAUCAAUUAGGCCAAAAUUAGAAACUGAAGGAUAAAAAGAGGCACUAAAUUGUGUAAUACAGGAAUUAAAUCAGCUUCUAUGAAGGUAUAACACAUUGUGUUGGAUCUUUUCCUUUUUGGUCUCUCUUUUCUUAGUUCUCCUUUUUUUAUUCUCUGAAGUCAAUAGAUUAAUUCACUGCGGUUUCCAUAUGAGACUUGCAUCAUAAAGUACUUAAUUAAAGAGUGAAGAAUCACUCUUUGACAUUUACACUUCAAGUCCCAUAAUUCUGUCAAAGCAAAAGGACUACAAGAAAAAUUCUUUCCUGUAUUCAUAUCGUUUCUUUCCCGGUGUAAUUAACAUGCCAAGCAGCUGGAUCCUUUAACAAACACAACUCAGUAGCCAA
Molecule: messenger RNA, 2466 nt
Organism: Sesamum indicum (sesame)
Lineage: Eukaryota; Viridiplantae; Streptophyta; Magnoliopsida; Lamiales; Pedaliaceae
Product: exosome complex exonuclease
Source: RefSeq, a predicted model, not a curated record